Trichobilharzia szidati is the source of this 438-nucleotide messenger RNA. NCBI's taxonomy places the organism in Eukaryota, Metazoa, Platyhelminthes, Trematoda, Strigeidida, Schistosomatidae. The record is from the annotation of a GenBank genome assembly.
GAGUCACCGUCACAACUAGAAAGUUGAAAUGCACCAGCGAAUUCCUCUAAUUUAUGCGUGAUAGUUGAUAUGCCAUCUUCAAAAGGCGCUACCAAACCAUCUUCAUCCAACAUUCCACCUACGUUUAAUAUAGCUAACAUUCUAUCACCUGAAACUCAGACAGAAACAUCAAGAAGUAGACAGAAUGGAGACGAUACUGAAAUCACCGAGAAUAUUAAAUGUAUUGAGAAUACACAACCAAUUUUAAAUAAUCGUGAUAGAAUGUUAGCUAUAUUAAACGUAGGUGGAAUGUUGGAUGAAGAUGGUUUGGUAGCGCCUUUUGAAGAUGGCAUAUCAACUAUCACGCAUAAAUUAGAGGAAUUCGCUGGUGCAUUUCAACUUUCUAGUUGUGACGGUGACUCUGCAGAAGGUAAUGGCAUAUGUAUGAAUGAAAAUUGA